AUGAAGAAAUUGGUUGAAGAUUUGGGUUUACCCGUGAUUAGAAUCGAUGUAUGUAGUGAUGGUUGCAUGCUUUAUUGGGGAGUAGAUAUUGAUAAACAAUCAUGCAGGUUUUGUAAUCUUUCUAGAUUCAAAGACAAUUCUCGUAAGACGAAGCCCCAUAAACAACUAUUUUAUUUACCACUUGCUCCUAUGUUGCAAAGAUUGUACGCAUCGAAUAUGACCGCCGCUCACAUGACAUGGCAUGGUGGUCAUGUUAACAAACUUGGGAUCAUGUGUCAUCCUUCUAACGGAGAGGCUUUGAAGAGGUUUGAUCAUCAUUAUCCAAUAUUUGCACUCGAGCAAAGAAAUGUUCGACUUGGCCUUUGUUCAGAUGGAUUUGCUCCUUUCGGACAGUUUGGAAAAUCAUAUUCAUGCUGGCCAGUAAUUCUAACACCCUACAAUCUACCACCGGGUAUGUGCAUGAAGUCACCGUAUAUGUUUAUUUCACUAAUUAUUCCAGGACCAAAAAGUCCACAAAGAAAUAUUGAUAUUUUUCUUCAACCAUUGAUAGAAGAGUUACAAAUGCUGUGGAAUGUUGGUGUUCCUACCUAUGAUGUUUCCCGGGAUGAAACAUUUAACAUGAAGGCAAUGUUGUUGUGGACUAUUAGUGAUUUUCCUGCUUAUAGAAUGUUGUCGGGUUGGAGUACUCAUGGACUUGAUGGUUGUCCAAUAUACAAUUUUUGCCGUCGGAUCAUCCUUACAGAAAUGAAAGACCGGGUGGAAAAAACUCUUCAUCCCCAUAUAAAAGAUGGAAAUGAAAUAUGGUCUGAAUUUUCACAUUACAAGCUUGCAAGUGAAUCUCCCAACGAUUAUCCUCAUGGAUUUAGUGAUCAUCACAAGUGGACUAAGAGAAGUAUCUUCUGGGAGCUUCCGUAUUGGUCAAAACUUCUAAUUCGACACAACUUGGAUUUUAUGCAUAUUGAAAAGAAUGUGUUUGAAAAUAUUAUAAAUACCAUUAUGAAUGUGAAGGCUAAGACGAAUGACAACCUUAACGCUAGGAAGAAUAUGUUUCUUGUUUGCAAUCGUCUAGAGCUACAUGUUGAUCUUGAUACAUUGUCUCGUAAGCCUAAGAAGGCUUCUUAUACUUUGACGAGGGAAGAAAAUAUCUUAAUUUGUAAAUGGCUGAAGACGUUGAAAUUCCCAGAUGGUUAUGUUUCCAAUUUGUCAAGAUGUGUUGACACAACCGAAUCUAGGUUUCUAAAGAGUGUAAAGAAUAAGAUGAAAAGCAAGGCUAGAAUUGAAACAUCUAUAUGCAAUGCCUAUAUUCUUGAAGAAAUAUCAACAUUUGCUUCGUAUUAUUUUGAAUCGAAUGUUUUACAAGAACAAAGAAGGGAUCAGCUUGACAAAGAAUUAACAUAUUUCAUAUCAUUUGGUCCAAAGACUCCAGCAUCUAGAUAUUCAACGUAUUUCUUUAAUGGAUAUGUGUGGAGAGCUGGUGAUUUUGGAUCUAAUAAAUCAACCAUGAAUAGUGGUAUUUGCGUUCAUGCAAAUGAUUCUGAUUACUAUGGACUUUUGGAGGAGAUUAUUGAAUUAGAAUACUAUGGUCCAUGUUUACAUGUGGUUCUAUUUAAAUGUUUUUGGUUUGAUCCUAUUAGAGGUACUAGAGUUAAUGAAACAUAUAGAUUGAUUGACGUGAACAUGAGACAUAUAUAUACUAAGUACGACCCAUUUGUUCUUGCUCAACUAGCUAUACAAGUUUACUAUUCGAACUAUCCAACCACAACGAAUGAUCGUGAUUCUGGAUGGAUGGCCGUUUGCAAAACAAAAGUAAGAGAAAAUAUAGAGAAAAUAUGGACAAAUGAAGUGGUGUAUCAACAAGAGUAUCCUACCAUAGAAUUAUAUAUUGCCCUUCAUAUUCCCUUACAUGAUGUGAACGAUUUGAGUGAUCCCAAUGUUAUUCAUGGUGAGUUAGAUGGAUUUGAUGAAACUGAAUUGAUUGAAAGUGCUUCGGAGGAAAGUGAUCAUCUACAAACCGAUUCGAAUAAUAGUACAAAUGGAGAUGAUGAAGAUUUAGAAGGGGAAGAACAAUCAGGAGAUGAUAUAUUUUGA
Molecule: messenger RNA, 2088 nt
Organism: Impatiens glandulifera
Lineage: Eukaryota; Viridiplantae; Streptophyta; Magnoliopsida; Ericales; Balsaminaceae
Exons: 4
Coding region: 1-2088 (695 amino acids)
Source: RefSeq, a predicted model, not a curated record